Molecule: messenger RNA, 2591 nt
Organism: Egretta garzetta (little egret)
Lineage: Eukaryota; Metazoa; Chordata; Aves; Pelecaniformes; Ardeidae
Gene: CEP68
Product: centrosomal protein 68
Exons: 6
Coding region: 40-2325 (761 amino acids)
Source: RefSeq, a predicted model, not a curated record
UGGCGAGGAGAUGAAGGGGGAUGGCGAGUUGCCGCUACCAUGUGUUGUGUAUUUCAGAGAGCCCGAGGCUCGGCAUCGUCUUGUGGAAGUCCUGUCCCAAUGGCUGUGGAUGUGGGAAAAUCAUUUUCUGAAGCCUCACUGAGCGGGAAGGCCGAGGGCAAUGGUAGGUGGGACUCUGCAGAGGUGGAGACGGAUUACCCGGAGCUAGCGGACAGGCUGCGCCGGCUUUUGGGGGCAGAGGAAGCCAAGCCCUGCCCGCGUGGGACGGAGAGUGUGGCAAUGAGCGGAUGCAGUCGCUUGGCCACUGGUGUUACCCGGGGAGGCUCGAGCUACCGCCAAGAAGUAUCUUCAGCAUCUGCAUCCAGAUUUCCCAGAGGAAGAGCAAGCCUCUCAGAGACAGAGACGUUAAUUUGUCGAGCUGCCGCCGGCAGUGAUGUGCCUCGCCAUGGCAGCCACCGGUUCCUCUCCCCAGAAGAGCAGCAGGUGAAGGCAUCAGGCUGUUGGGAGCUGGCGUCCAGCCCUCCCAGCCAGUGCAGCUCUGCAGGGGAGAGCAUCCUUGCUGGUGGCUGCCAUGAUGCCCAUGCCGGCCAGCGGAGCCGAAGACUGGGAGCUCAAUCCCCUUUUUCCUCCACCCCGGAGCUCCUGCGACCCCGCACCCCUCCCAGCCCCGAGAGCGCCCUGCGGAGCCACUCCGCAUCCAGCCUCUCCACUCUGUCUUCAGAAGAAAAUGUCCUCUCCGAAGAGCUGUCCCGAAGCUUGCUGGCUGGUGGGGACGUACCCACUCCUGCGGUCACUGCCGCUCGGGACCUGCGCUGCCGGUGGGGUGCGGUGGAAGGCAGGGUGCCACAGGCGUGCAAGCCCUUCAGUCCUCUGCUUGAUGACCGCACCACCAUGGAGCACAUCAGAGAGAUGUCGUCCUACCAAGCUGAUUACUGGGCGUGUGCCAUACCAGAUUCAUUACCUCCGUCUCCGGACCGUCGCUCGCCCCACUGGAACCCCAAUAAAGAGUAUGAGGACUUGCUGGAUUAUGCUUAUCCACUGAAGCCAAGAUACAAGCUGGGAAAGAUGCCAGAGCCUUUCCUCCAUGACUCAGGAAUAGGUUUGGACAGCUUUUCUGUUUCCCCUGAGGGCACGUCGAGGUCCACCAGCAUCUACGGCCGAGGUGGGCAGGCUCGGGGAAGCGGAGAAAAUGGACGUCGGAGGUUCAUGGCCUCAGCAGAGAGGUUCUCCACCCCAGGGCCUGGAAAAAGAGGCGGCUCAGGAGCUGGCUCGUGCUAUGAACCUUUACCCAUUGCAAAAGCAUCCUUUGCGAAGAGUGCUUCCUUUCGUCCUUCUAGAGGUUUUCCUAAGGAUGUAACGACGGAGUCAGCUGGACUGGGUUCAUUUGGCCGCCCUGCUGUGGAUGGGAGAAGCUGGGGUACCAGAGGGAGCCCCUUUCCAAACUACAAAGGGCAGGUGAAGAGCGUGAAUAGGUUUUUACCUACAACGCGAGUGCUCCCCCUGAGGAAAGGGUGGGAGGGUGAUGAAGAAUUUCUCUCCCUGCCUCCGAGACUGCGGGAGCUGGAAAGGCUGGCUCAGUUUUUGUCCGAUCUUUCCUUAACUAUAAGGACGCCUGGGCACGACCACCAUAACCUUCCAUGUCACAGCGAUGGCAGGCAGCCUCUUCCGUCCAAGUUUCGACGAAGUUUUGGAGAAGCAUGUGGCAGGGAUGAAAGAGGGAAUAUUGAGGAUUAUGCUGGGCUGUGGCACCCCUGCAGCUCUCAGAAGCCCAGAUGGGAAAACACUGAAUCAUGUGGCCAGAUCCAUAGGGAUCCUCUGCAGGGGCUUCAUCUACCAACUGGUCUCAGGGACACAUUGGAUGGGGCGUACCUAAAUGAACCACGGGUCAAGGGGCGUCCGAAGAAGAGCCAGCAGAGCGAGUCCCUUGCCCAGUGUGUUAAGAUGUUUUGCUGCCAGCUGGAAGAGCUAAUUCGUUGGCUGUACCACAUCGCGGACAUCACCGACAGCUGGGGCGUGAAGGCAUCACUGCACCGCUGCCUGGAGUUCAGGAAAGAUGUGGCCGACCACCGGAGCCUGACGGAGAGCGUGCUGGAGAGGGGAGAAGCUCUCCUCGACUGCAUGGCAUCGAAUUCACCAGCUCUGAAAGACACGCUGGGCUUGAUUGCAAAACGGUCAGAAGAGCUAGAAACCCACGCGGAGCACUUGUACGAGUCGGCUCUAGCUGCUGCGGGUCCCACGCGGGGCGAGGAGGGGAUGGAGGACAAGGGGGGUGCAGCAGACGGCUGCUCAGUGGAUGCUGCCUCUGUCAGGCCUGGGCUUUGCUAGCCUGGCUGGGGAUGGCUGAGAGGAGACACAGCAAGCACCAAACCGCCUCUUGCAGCGAUGCCAAAUACGUACGACGCCGGCAUUCGGAGGUAGCCAGCCUGGGCUGAUUUCAGUUUGGUUUUUGGUUUGGUUUUUUUACUGUGACUGGCGAAAGGCAAGCUGUACAGCAGUUACCUGGCUCCUGGGGUGGCUGGUUAAUAGUGCCAGCUAUGUUGGGGAGUUUUGAGAGUGAGGAAUGUACAGCUGGCCUUUUUUUUUUUUUUUGG